Messenger RNA from Rotaria sp. Silwood1, 543 nucleotides. The record is from the annotation of a GenBank genome assembly. NCBI's taxonomy places the organism in Eukaryota, Metazoa, Rotifera, Eurotatoria, Philodinida, Philodinidae.
AUGACCACUAGUCAUCAAAAGAAUAGUGAUAAAAACAGCAAACUAGCUGAAUUGGAAGUUAUCUCUGGAUCUUCUGCUAUAUUGCACUUUGCUGGUCGUCAUCUGCCGGCUGCUAUUGGUAGAAGUGGUGUGCAUGCAGAUAAACGUGAAGGUGAUGGAAAUACUCCAUCAGGUUUUCUACCUUUACGACGCGUAUUAUAUCGUUCUGAUCGUCUUGAUCCACCUAAUACUUUCCUUAAAUGUGAACCACUUACUGAAAAUGAUGGUUGGUGUGAUGAUGCCACACACCCAGACUACAACCAUCAAAUUCGUCUGCCACAUCCUGCUAGUCAUGAAAGAUUAUGGUUAGAAAAUCGAUUGUAUGAUAUAAUUGGUAUACUCGGUUAUAACGAUGAUCCAAUAAUACCUGGUCGAGGUUCAGCUAUUUUUCUUCACGUAGCACGUCCAGAUAUGGGACCGACUGACGGUUGUAUUGCUCUGUCUUUGGACGAUCUUUGUUGGGUGCUCGAACAAGGCCUUGAAGCUAUUUUCGUUCCAAACUAA